AUGGCUACCUAUGUGCCUCCUACCACCAAUCCAGUGGCUCAGACUAUCCUUGAAGAAGUCCAACGCCUAUACCAGCGCGGUAACACUGGCGAGGUUCCCCUCUACCCUCUGGGCCCUACUGCUAUAAGAGACCGUACCUCCGAGUUUCUUGAUACAGCAGAAGAGUGUUGGGAUCGAUUGCGCGUGUCAUGGCCGGCUGGCAUUGAUCGGGAGCGGGACGAAACCUCGUGGGUGCUGAGGGGAGAGUUUGCAAAUGUUUGCAACAAGCAAGAGUCCGGCCUAAUGCUGUUCGCCCAGGUCACUACCGCGCCAGCCUCUCAUCAGCCUCGCCGUUCUGGACCCCCUAUGGUUACGGCACCCGCUGGUUUACAAGGCCCUAUGAAGCAGGAACCACGUCCUAGGUAUUUACCAGAGCUACCAAUAAUGCGUGGGGCACCAGUCAUACCUGUAAAGCCUAAGGAGGAGCCUGAGGAAGAGUUCAAGGCCGAGAUCAAGGAAGAAUCUCAUGAAGAGAACGCUAGAGCCCCUGCUAAGCGUGCUGCUAGCCCUGAUGGACCAGAAGCCCCUGAGCCCAAGAGGCGUGAUCUUCAUACCAAGCUGGUCUAUAGAUCAAAGGACCAAACACAGAUUGAGUUGUAG
Molecule: messenger RNA, 639 nt
Organism: Aureobasidium subglaciale EXF-2481
Lineage: Eukaryota; Fungi; Ascomycota; Dothideomycetes; Dothideales; Saccotheciaceae
Exons: 5
Coding region: 1-639 (212 amino acids)
Source: RefSeq, a predicted model, not a curated record